Messenger RNA from Trifolium pratense (red clover), 1581 nucleotides. RefSeq names its product putative GATA transcription factor 22. NCBI's taxonomy places the organism in Eukaryota, Viridiplantae, Streptophyta, Magnoliopsida, Fabales, Fabaceae. The transcript has 3 exons. The record is from RefSeq and is a predicted model, not a curated record. The coding region runs from base 92 to 1069 and encodes 325 amino acids. Gene Ontology annotation, molecular function: sequence-specific DNA binding; zinc ion binding. Gene Ontology annotation, biological process: regulation of DNA-templated transcription.
AUAUUAGUGGACAAAAGGAUCAAAGAAUACCGUUUCAGUUGCAAUUAUACUUUUGCAGCUUCCACUUAUUCAUUAUUCUAUCAUACAAAAUAUGAUGAAUAAUAUGUUACCACCACCUUAUCAUUCUUCUCUUAUGUCUUUGGAUCUUAAUAUUCAAGAUCAAAACCAUGAGGACCAACUUUCUAGUCCAAAUUCUUCUAAUUCAUCAUUUUCUUCUCUAUCAUCUUCAUCAUCAUAUCCUAUUCUCUUAAACCACCCAGAUCAAGUUCAACAACCAUCUUAUUACUUACCAAAUGAUCAUCAAGAGGUUGAGAAGAUUAAUAGUAUGGUCUCAAGUGGAUCAUGGGAUAAUAAUUCAACUGGUGAAAACCAUGAGAUCAUCAAAAGUAAACACAAGCUGACAAUUAGAUGGAAGAAAGAAGGAAUUAAUAAUAAUAUUGAAGAAGUUAAUCAUCAUCAUGAUGAUGGUACUUCAGUGAAGUGGAUGUCUUCAAAGAUGAGAAUGAUGAGGAAGAUGAUAGACUCUGAUCAAACUAGUGGCGGUUCUUCUAACAUAGCAAGCAAUUCAAAGCAAAAGUUUGAAGAUCAAAAGCAACCACUUUCACCACUAGGAAGCAGCACCAAUAAUUAUUCAAAUCAAAUUAGGGUUUGUUCUGAUUGCAACACCACUAAGACCCCUCUUUGGAGGAGUGGACCAAGAGGCCCCAAGUCACUAUGCAACGCAUGUGGGAUUAGACAAAGGAAGGCAAGACGUGCCAUGGCAUUGGCUGCAGCAUCGGCAAAUGGUACAACAGUAACUGCUGAUCAGACAUGUUCUGUGAAGAGAAAAAAGUUGCAGAAGAAAAAAGAGAAUAAGUCCAAAAUUGAUUAUUGUUCUACACAUUUGAAAAAGAAGACCAAGUUUGAAUCAGAACCAUCUCAUCAAACUAAAAAGGAGUUCAUAACUUUUGAAGAUUUGAGAUUAAGUUUGAGUAAAAAUUUGUCUGUUCAACAAGUUUUCCCUCAAGAUGAAAAGGAAGAAGCUGCUAUCCUUCUCAUGGCUUUAUCUUAUGGACUAGUCCAUGGUUGAGAGAGCUUGAUGCAGUUCUUCAUGAUUAAUUAAGAUUAUUGUUGACUAGGUUUUUGAUACUAUUAUUAUAUCUAUCUUUUUUUUUUGUCAGGUAGCCUGAUGGCUAGAAAAUUCACCCUUAAGGUGGAUAAAUGGAGUGUCCGAUGUUCAACCCCGAUGCAAUGUCCCUUCUAACUGAGCUAAGCUCACAGGGCAUUAUUAUAUCUAUCUUAUUUAGGUGUUAUUAGGACUAGUUUGAAUUUGAUUAAGGGUACGUUUUGUAGUGUACUAGAAGAAGCUGGUGCAAUAAAGUUGGUUAAGAAAAUAGGGAGAAGGACGAAAAAGGACCACAAAUAAGUUGCAUUGUUGUAACUGAUGGAUGGUGGGAGAGAUCAGCUAGGGUGAUCUUGUGAGUUUUUUUUUGUUUUUUUUAUAUAUUUAAGAAAGGGUGUGAUAUUUUGAGGUGUGAACUUAUAUAUAUGUGUGAUUUCAACAAGUAGACAAUAAUAAAAAAGAAAUGUUUAUCUUGUUCA